Messenger RNA from Habropoda laboriosa, 1420 nucleotides. RefSeq names its product eukaryotic translation initiation factor 4B-like (gene eIF4B). Gene Ontology annotation, molecular function: RNA binding. The transcript has 12 exons. The record is from RefSeq and is a predicted model, not a curated record. The annotation marks the transcript as partial. Lineage: Eukaryota; Metazoa; Arthropoda; Insecta; Hymenoptera; Apidae.
ACACCCACUGUGCCAGUAAAACCAUUGAGCAGCUGGAUUGAUGAAAUGGAAGAAGAGCAUGAAGGAUUUUCAUCAAGAAGCAGCAAAGAACCAGUGAUUUUGCCUACUGCUCCAAGAGCUGCACGAGGUCCUCGUGUUGCAGAUGAAGAUAUUCCUACUAAUCCACCUUAUGUAGCAUAUCUUUCUAAUCUUCCUUAUGAAGUGGAUGAAGCAUAUCUGACAGAAUUUUUUGUAGACAUGAAGAUUGCUAAUAUACGUCUACCAAAAGAUUCUAACAAACUUAAGGGAUAUGGAUAUGUUGAGUUUGAAGAUCGUCAAAGUUUAAUUGAUGCCCUUUGUUUAUCUAAUACACCUAUGAAGACAAGAAGAGUACGUAUUGAUGUUUCAAAUAGUGUUAAUGAUGAUCGUCGCGGUGGACGAAUGGGCCGAGAUAAUCGUAGAGAUAAUUAUGAUGAUCCUGAACGUACGUCCGGAGAUUGGAGAAGCGGUCCACGAGAUGAAAAUCCACCAUCAGAAGGAGACUCAUAUCGAAGUCGUUAUGACAACAGAGACAGAAGAGACAAUAGAGAUGAUCGUGAAAGUUCUGAUUAUGAUAACAAGCCUGGUGCAUGGCGUGAAAGCAGUGACAGAGGAAGACCAACAUUUAGAGACAGAGGUGGCUUUAGAGAUGAUGAUAAAGAAAAAGAAUGGACUCGUUUUGAUAGAGGUAGCAGAGAUCGAGAAGGAGGAGAUAAAGGAAGCAGCUUUGGUCCGCGUCGUAAUUAUGGAGAUUUUGAUUGGGAACGUAAACCAGGAAGGCCCACUACUACAGACAGUAAACCGGAACCAAGAACCAGGCCGAAAUUGCAGCUGCAGCCUCGUACAAAACCUAUUGAAGCUGGUGCUGCAAAAGAGGAACAACAACAGCAGCAACAGCAACAACAGCAGCAGCAGCAGCCUGCUGCAGCUCCACCUGCUCCUUCAAACGUUUCUUCGACGAAUAUAUUUGGUGCUUAUGCAGAAUCAAAAUCCAAAGAAGACGGAGAUUCAGAAAAACGUGCUACUAAGGAAGGUACUUGGGGUAGACGUAAUGGAGAGGGUCGCGAAGAAAAAGAGAAGGAACGACAAACUUGGCGAUCGGAUGAGGAUAGAAGUCGACGAACUGAAAGAUCGGCACCACGAAUUCAACCCGCUCAUUCUGAACAAUAUGGAGAGUCUAAAGGACAGCCCUCUUCUCGUGGAGGAUUGGUACCCAUAAGAUGUCCUCCACGAUCAAGUGAUACUCGCGGUGGAGAUAGAGAUCGUAAAGAAAAAGAAAAAGAUGACGUUAGUAGGAUGCCAAAGGCAAAGGAUGAACAAGCUCCAAAUUUCGUAGCUUCCAACAAGUAUUCCAUGCUACCUGAUGAUGUGGACCCCGACAAUAUUGAUGAUUAGUCCUAAC